GCGGGUCGAGCGGGCUUGAGAACUGCCCUUGAGCGUUCCUGCUGCAGUCGGAACUGGGUGAGGAGACGGCCUCCGCUUCGCCGCCCGCUGUCAAAAUGGAUUGGCUCGAUGAAUGUUCCCAUAGUUCCUUUGACCUACAGUGUUUACUGAACUCAUGUCCCGGAGAUGUGGAGUUUAAGCAGAUCUUCAGUGACAUUGAUGGACAGAUGGAGCGGAGCGCUGCAAGCAUAGAACAUUGCAUCAAACAAAUACAGUCUGAAGUUAACAAGCAGUGUCCAGAUGUGCAGCUGCAAACAAGCAGUGACUGUCUAGAAUGGCUAACUAACUACAGUUACGACACAUCUAAGCCACCAUCAGUCCCCCAUGGAGAUUUGAUAAAAUUCUUCAAAACAUUGCAAGGUUUGUUGAAAACUGAACAAAAUCAAGAAGAAAUGAUACUGGAGUUACUCUGGGACCUCUCCUGCCAGAGCAGCGUUUCAUUCCCGUUGAUUCUAAGUGGAACAUCACUCCACUUCCUCCCCAGGACUUGUCUUCAUGCUGUUGAAGAUCAUUCUUCUGUGGAUGUAAAAUCUAUAUGGGACAACGUAAGACUGCAUCUUCGACGCUUCUUAGUGAGCAGACUGGAAAGCCACAAUGAAAUAAAUAGCUCACAGCAAAAAGCUGUAUUGAAAACCCAGUGUAUACAGCGACUCCUGUUUCUCUAUCCAGAAUCAGAAGUGACCAUCAAGUACCAAAGCGUACAGAGUAAGCUGCUAGCUACGUUUCUACAGGAUGACUUUCCUCCUUAUACCAGAGAUGCAAAUUUAGAAGUCAUAGCCCAUGGGUUCCAAAGUACAAUGCUCAAGUUAUUUUCAGUGAUAAAAGAGGAUUUUAACAUACUAUGUGAAAUUUUAGCUCCAUCUUCAACAGUGAAGUUCAUUAAAGAAACUUACCUGGAUACAGUUACAGAAGAAGUGGCAAAAUUUCUUGAAAAUUUUUGUGAGCUGAAGUCCAAAGAGCAUGCUGUUCCAGUGCUUAAAACAAGCAAGAGCUCCAGCAGGCACCGAGGGGCCGCGCGUGCUGUGGUGACUCCUGAAGAUCCACAGAAGGGAAAAAACUUUUCCCUAACCUUCGAUGAACUCAAAUUCUUAUCACAGCUCACGAAAUCUCUUUUGAGCCUGGAAAACAAUGUUCAAGAGUUAUUUGAAGAAAUGUUCUUAUCUCUUAAGAUGCUCAGGAAUUCUUCAGGAACUUUGGAAAAAUCCAAUAGAGAAGUCCUAACAGAGAAACCUAGAGCAAGUGAAACUACUAUUCCUCCAGAGCAGCGGCUACCAGUUAAAGAGCAGGCAUGUUGGGAUUUCAGAAGCCCACUGCAGUCUCCAGUUCCCAUGUGGGCUCCGGGGACCCAAACUCAGUCUACUCUACUAGAGUUUGGCUGGAGAAAUGCAUUUAAAGACGUUUCCCCUCCCAUGGCACACUGCAUCGCAAUGGCUGUUGAAGAGUUUUCCAGCAACAUUCUCCAGCAGGAAGAGACAGAGAGGUCUUCUGCUGUGAGCUGUGCUACACGCCUUGUAAAUGCCCAGCAAGUCUGGCCAGACUGCCACAUGUUCCCGGAGGAGGAACGACCGAAGCAGAUCGCAAAGUUUUGUUCUGACAUCAUGGAAAAACUUGACACAAUGCUUCCACUGGCUCUGGCAUGCAGAGAUGAUUCUUUUCAGGAAAUUAGAGCAAACUUGGUGGAGGCCUGUUAUAAAGUGGCAACAGCUGUCCUGGAAAGACUGCAAGUAAGAAGUAUGGAGGUUCCCUCCAGAGCACCCCUGAGAAACCUGCACACUCUCCUUUCCUCUGCCGUCUACGUCUCCCAGCACUUCAUGCACUACGAUAAUUUGAUGAAAGAAUCUACUAAGAAACCCAUAUUCCUGGUGCCUGUCCAGCGAUAUCAGGAAUUCAUCAACGCGCUACAGUUUCAGGUUGCGGACUACUGCGUCAGAGUCUGCGCUACAAGCACUCUGCAGGAUGCCGAGAGCCACCGCUGGGACGACUACAAGGCUUUUUACGAGGGGGAACGAUGCUCCUUCUCACUCCAGAUGUGGCAUUAUUUCUGCCGGGCUCUUCAACAUGAUCUGUGGACCAUAUCGCCCCCUAACUUAGCCCAAGAGAUUCUAGCAGAAGUUUUGGAGAAAUCUUUGGGUCUGCUGGCCUCCAGAUAUGCCCGGGCCCGUCCCACUUCUAAGAGAACUCCACAGAUAAGACUUGAUGUCACAACCAUUUUAAUAUGCACUGAGGACAUGUUGUGGUCAGUUUGCACAUCUGUACAGGAACUUUUGAAUCCUCAGGAGUGUAACAAUAAUAAAAUUGUAAGAAUUCACAGCCAUUGUAAUAAUCUGUUUACAACAUUAGCCAUUUUGACAUCACCAUUAUCAGAAUUGUAUACAGUUUUUCAGCAUGGCAUGGAUGAGUCUGCUUCAAGUUCCUUAAAAUCAUUUUUCAACCAACCACUACAUUGGGUUUCUUGCAUAUCACAUUUCUACCCUUCUUUACUCAGGGCUCCAUCAACUGGAGGACUGAAAGCCAUGGGUCAAUUGAAACUGCUCUUAUCCCAGCCGAGUUGUAACUGGACCUUGCUUCUGGAAACCCUACUGCAUGACAGUGGCCUUUUACCGAGAAUAUUGUUGAAAAGCUCAAAAUCUAACUUGCAGGAACAAGGUUCUGACACAGAAGACAACCACAGUCCCAAGUUCAGCAUGACAGAAGCCAUUUUCAAUGUGUUGUACCAUUGCAGUUUUUCUCCACAAACAUUUGGAAAUGUUUUUGUCAGUUUCAUAGAAGAAAGACAGUUAUGGGACUUCAUAUGCAACAUUCCAGUCUCAACCUGCUUGGAGUCAGAGCCAGAAGUCGUCCAGUGUCUGAGACUGGCACUGACAGAUGCCGUCAAGGACACUGUACGACAGAUCAUGUCCCUGGUGAACUCUGGGAGGAAACAUGAGACAGCCCUAAACAAGCCCAGCAUUCCAGACUGCCUGCUUGAGAGCAUGCCACGAGAGUGGAAUUACACUCCUAAAGAAGCUAAAAGAAAAGAAUCGGGCAAAGGUUUCAUAAGGCUUGCUGCGCAGGCAGUGUCUAUUGUACUCAGCAAGUUACCCACGGUGAUUGCAUGUUUGCCUCCCCCAAUUAAAUACUUCUUUUUUCUGUCUGAGAGAAAAAUGUCAAAAAACUUUGUUGAAUCGAAGAAAGCUGGUCUGCUUGUCUGGAACUUGAUUGUAAUUAUAUGUCGGAUAUUUGAGGAUGGAAACACUGUGGAACUUUUAACAGGUGCCUCCCUUGACAGAUGGGUUAAAGAGAAACUCGGCUUGAUCUGUGUAUGCUUGGAGAGCAUCCUGGGAAAGCGAAGCAGCUCUAACCAACUGGCCCAAAAGGUUGUACAGAGCCUUGAGCGGCAGAAACCCAACUGGAUCCAUCAGCAGCUACUGAAAGCAAGGAAAAUGAGCACUGAAUGUGCUCUGGUGACAGUGGAGGAAAGCGCAGGCCUAGAAGAAGGAGACGCUGCUCUUGAACUGACUGAGCAGAAAAUCAACGCAAUGGUCCUGGAUCUCUGCCACCACCCAGGUGGCAGCAAGUACCUGAGGCAAAUUUAUCACAUCAUGCAGCUCAAUGAGGAAUUUUUAAAAGAACAGCUGUUUUCUAUGACUGGUUCAGAGGAAAAGCCAUUACCCACCCGACCUUUAGAGAUGACCUUGAAGAGUGUGAAAGAUCAACCUUCUGUCUUUAACCCUUUCCAUGUGUAUAAGGUGUUUAGUGAAAACAUGCUAGAUCAGUCAGCCACCUCAAAGUGGAGCUGGAAUUGGUCAAACUUGCUGCCAAAUUAUUUAGGACUGGAUAAGAUGACCUUCAGUAUACUACUCAAAAACAGGUGGGAAAUGAGGGAAGACGAAGCACUAGGAGAGGAAGAAAAAGCAAUGCUGGAACAUUUAAAACGAAUCUGUGCCAUCCAGAACUCUUCUGCUUCGGAGAACACAGGAGAAGCAUAAUCUGCAGAAACCUACAGCAUCUUUAUUAGAGGCAAAAAUCCCCUGUCAUUGAGUUGGGUCUUUGCUUGACUGGAGCCCAGCUCACACGGGCCGCCAAGCAUGAGACCAAUGACAGAGUCGUCCCUGCGCUGAAAAGGAAGCCUGUGCACAAAGAAUGAGGGGCUCCACGGCUUUCAUUUUAAAAAUAAUUUCAAAUGUCUUUUUUUUUUUCUUUCCCCAAUCUUUCUCUUCAUAUGAUAAAACUGCUGCCAUCUCGUGUUCUCUUUGAAUUAUUUUUUUCCUCCUUUCUGGCUCAAAGUAUCUGUGACAACAGGCAAAAUGUUUGGCAAUCUUUUCCCUAAGGAAUUUUUUUUUCUUUAAGUACAAUGUUUGGAUGUUAAAUGGAGUCACACAGAUCCCUGAGAGUCAUCUGAAAAUUACAGCUUAAUUUUGUAGCUGUAACAAAGUCCAGAUCAUAAUUGUCUUCAAUACUCACGAUUGGAUGUAUCGGGAUCCCUUCCCAUAUAACUUCUUUCCCAGACAAUUUAUCUUAAUCAUAGCCACAGAAGAGCAUUACCUGAAGCUAUUAGCCUUGGUCUAAUAGUAUAACCUUCUCCCUCUAAUAUUUUAUUCAAACUUCCAUUCAUAUGCUUUUAGACUCCUCCAUGCCCAUGGCUCCAAUGGUGUUUACCAUUUUUUUUUUCCCAACCAGAAACCAUCUUUCAAAACUUCUAAAAUUAUGCUUAUCCUAUAGUUCUCUGACUCAGGGUUUAUUACCCACAAUGUCUGUUACUUUUAUUUUUUCACCACACAGAUAGAGAGAAAAUGUGUUUUUGUUUUUGUUGUUGUUGUUUUGUUUCAUUUUGUUUUUUGAGGUAGGGUCUUACUUUAGCCCAGGCUGGCCUGGAGUUCACUAUGUGGUCUCAGGGUGGCCUCAAACUCAUGGCAAUCCUCCUACCUCUGCCUCCCAAGUGCUGGGAUUAAAGGCAUGCGCCACUAUGCCCGGCUUGAGAAUGUGUUUUAACUACCCUGUCUUCCAAGGACAAUUAUAAGGUAUUUAUUACAUCAUUCCUAUAAAUGUCUGAUACUGUAUUAUAAAGACCAUGAAGGCCUUAACUAUAAUAUGAAGUUUCCCUUCAUAACUCCACAUAUGCCACUAAAGUCUUACACAUUGAGUGAGCAGUUAAUGAGUACAGCUGGUUUGAUGGAUACUGUUAAAAGAACUUACUAACUGAACGUGGUGGUGCAUGCCUUUAAUCCCAGCACUCAGGAGGCAGAGUUAGGAGGAUCGCUGUGAGUGUGAGACAAGCCUGAAACUACACAGUGAACUCCAUGUCAGCCUGGGCUAGAGCAAGACCCUUAUUAGCUUGUAAUAAGAAUAUACCAAACUGUUGAAGAGCCUUCAGGAGAUGUGGGUGAAGCCUCAUAUCAUGGUUUCAAUCAUAUGGCAUCAAACAUCAUGAUUUUUGAUGUUCUCAGAAGUAUAAUAAACUGUCCAUGCUCCCACA
Jaculus jaculus (lesser Egyptian jerboa) is the source of this 5494-nucleotide messenger RNA. RefSeq names its product KIAA0825 ortholog. NCBI's taxonomy places the organism in Eukaryota, Metazoa, Chordata, Mammalia, Rodentia, Dipodidae. Bases 96 to 4007 code for a protein of 1303 amino acids. The transcript has 21 exons. The record is from RefSeq and is a predicted model, not a curated record.